Mangifera indica (mango) is the source of this 854-nucleotide messenger RNA. RefSeq names its product 50S ribosomal protein L11, chloroplastic-like. Gene Ontology annotation, biological process: translation. Gene Ontology annotation, molecular function: large ribosomal subunit rRNA binding; structural constituent of ribosome. The coding region runs from base 22 to 726 and encodes 234 amino acids. NCBI's taxonomy places the organism in Eukaryota, Viridiplantae, Streptophyta, Magnoliopsida, Sapindales, Anacardiaceae. The transcript is spliced from 4 exons. The record is from RefSeq and is a predicted model, not a curated record. Gene Ontology annotation, cellular component: ribosome; large ribosomal subunit.
AUUAUAUCGGUUUUAUCCAAAAUGUCUCUCCUCCUUUCUCAAUCUUUCCCAUCUUUAAUGGCUUCCUCUAUUUCGACCUCCUCUCUGGUUCCUUUGAAGAAUGUUGACAAUGCUAGACUUUCCUCUUCUAUGUUUCCUUCAUCCAUCAACUUAUCCUCGAACUCAAAUGUUUAUCUUCAAUUCUUCAACAAGAAACCGUCUUCGCUUCUCUCUUCAACUCCUAGAUUUGUCACUGUCAUUGCCAUGGCUCCUCCUAAGCCUGGAGGAAAAGCCAAGAAAGUGGUUGGAUUGGUAAAGCUGGCUCUGGAGGCAGGGAAGGCCACGCCUGCACCGCCGGUGGGGCCAGCUCUUGGUGCAAAGGGUGUAAAUAUAAUGGCUUUUUGUAAGGAUUAUAAUGCUAGAACUGCUGAUAAAGCUGGUUAUGUUAUUCCCGUUGAAAUUACUGUUUACGAUGAUAAGAGCUUCACUUUUAUUCUCAAGACCCCUCCUGCUUCUGUUUUGCUCCUCAAGGCUGCCGGAGUGGAGAAAGGCUCAAAAGACCCAAAGUCACAGAAAGUGGGAAAGAUUACCAUUGAACAAUUGCGGGCCAUUGCCACUGAAAAACUUCCAGAUUUGAAUUGCACGACUGUUGAGUCAGCCAUGAGAAUUAUAGCAGGAACUGCUGCUAAUAUGGGAAUUGAUGUUGAUCCCCCUGUUCUUGAACCCAAAAAGAAAGUGAACCUGUAGUUUCAUUAGUUAUGUUGUGGCUGUAUGGUACAAUGUAUCCUACACAUGCAAGUCUUUGUACUUUUGAGUUGUGGUUUGUUUUUUAAUGAUGAAUGGAGGGUGGAGCUACAAUAGGAAUUAAUGGCAAA